This is a messenger RNA of Paralichthys olivaceus (Japanese flounder), 3065 nucleotides long. The record is from RefSeq and is a predicted model, not a curated record. NCBI's taxonomy places the organism in Eukaryota, Metazoa, Chordata, Actinopteri, Pleuronectiformes, Paralichthyidae.
GUGUGUGUGUGUGUGUGUGUGUGUGUGUGUGUUUUCAGUUCAGGUCAGGUGUCGGUCAGCAGGACUCUACCAGACUCUCUCACCUCCUGGGAGAUCAAGGCCAUCGGCAUGUUCAGGAACGGUGUGUGUGUUGCCGACUCGGUGCAGGUGUCGGUCAGUCUGCCGCUCAGCAUUGACAUUCCGUUGCCAUAUCAGGUGGUUAGAGGAGAACAGCUCGAGCUGUCGGGCUCAGUGUACAACCACCAGGCCGACAGCAUUAUGUACUGUGUGACGCUGACGGCCGGCCCGGCGAUCUGUCUACUCCAGUCGGAAGAAGCCCCAGGGGGGGCCGGGCUGCGCUCCACUCCCUGCAGCUUGAACCAUCUGCCAGCAGGGGGUGUCCGCAAAGUGACCUUCACCCUGCUGGGCCUGGAGCCUGGAGAACACACCCUGAUCUUCACCCUGAAGAACCGACAAGGCAACAGCGACGUCCUGGAGAAGAAGCUCAGAGUGGUGCCUGAAGGCGUGAGGAAAGAGGAAUACUCUGGAGGGAGACUCGACCCACAGGGACUCUACGGUUCGGAGAAAAGAUCGGUGACGCUGAAGAACAAAUUGCCGACAAAUAUCGUCCCCAACUCGGCUGUGGAGAGAAUGCUCACAAUCAAUGGUGAAGUUCUAGAUGAGGUCUUGUCUGUGAUGCACAACCCUGAAGGCCUCAAACAACUUGUCAACCUGCCAGCUGGGUCAGCAGAGGCGGAGCUGGGUGGACUCCUCCCCCUCGUCCACGUGUAUAGGUACCUGGAGACAACAGGGAGCUGGGACGUCCUGGGACCAGACAUCCAGAAGAACUCAGCACAACUGAGGCAGAAGAUCAGAGAGGGUCUGGUCAGCAUCAGCUCCUUCAGAAGUGGUGACUCCAGCUACAGCAUGUGGAUGAAGCAGAAACCCAGCACCUGGCUGACCGCUCUGGUGGUAAAGACGUUGUCUCUGGUGGAUCAGGUCGUCCCGGUGGACCAUCCGUCCCUGUCGAACUCUGUGGCGUGGUUGAUUCGCAGCACUCAGCAGCAAGACGGGUCCUUCACUGACACGUCCUCCUUCAGACCCAACAAAGUCAUGGCAGCGGGGAGCGAUGGGGUCGAGCGGUCGGUGUAUCUGACGUCCUUUGUGUUGAUUGCCUUGAGCAGAGCGACGAGCAUCAGAGACCCGAUCCUGCAGCUCAGAUUUCAUGAUGACAGUAUGAGGUCUGCAGCAAAAUACAUUUCCCAGCAUGCCAUAGGUGUCAAGAGUGUGUAUGUGCGUGCGGUGGCGACCUUUGCUCUUACUCUUCAUGACCCCAACAGUAUGACAGCCAAUCAGCUGCUCACUAACCUGGAGAACCUGGCCCGACAGAAAGGUCACCCCGCUGUACUCAGGUACUGGCAGGAGUCCAGCGUAGCAGCAGAUUGGCUGAAACCUGACCAAUCCAGUGGUCUGACGGUGGAGACGACGGCGUACGUCCUGCUCACCGUGUUGCUCAAGGGGAGGAUACAAUACGCCAACCCCAUCGUGUCCUGGUUGACACAGGACCAGCAUUACGGAGAGGGUUUCUACUCUGUACAGGACACAGUGCUGACCCUUGAGACCAUCACAGAGUACUGCAAAACUGUCCCUCGAGCCGUCCUCAAUCAGGACAUCAACAUCCACUACAGCAGGAAGGGGGUUGUAGCACGAGUCCAGCUCAGACAGACCCGACCGGUGGCCACACCCAUCCAGGUGAUGGAGAAUGAUGACAUCACCGUGACCACAGGUUAUGGGCGGGGCGUGUCUAAUGUGAAGCUGAAGACAGUUUAUUAUGAGACCAGCUCAUCCACACAGAGGUGUAACUUUGAUGUUACCAUAGAGAUGCUCGGCCCAGACGUCUCCAGAGAGCCCAGUAUGCGUUCUCCUCACCUGGUCGCCUGUGCAAAGUAUAAACCUCCUCCUAACGAGGUGAACACAGAGUCCAGUCUGACAGUGAUGACGAUCCAGCUGCCGACAGGUGUGGAGGGUUACCUGGACGACCUGAGACAGGUGACGUGUUCUAGUUUCUCUGCCACAAACUGUCAUGUGUUCCAGUUUGUGGAGAUUCAGGAGAAGUUCUCUGUUUGUUCAUGUUUCCUCUGAUCUGUUAGUUUCACAUUGUAACGAAGAGACAAAAGUAUUUUGUCCUUAAUAGAUUACCUGGAUCUAUUUCCUCCUGCAGGCAGCAUGUGCACCAAAACCUUCUCCUCCCAGGAGCAGAAGCUGCAGCGCCUCUGUGUGGGCGAAGAGUGUCAGUGCAUGACAGCUGCCUGCGCCACCUACAGAGGAAACGUGGACGUAACACUGACGGCGGCCAAACGUACAGAGGAGACCUGUCGACCUCACGUCAGAUACGCCUUCAAGGUGACGGUGAAGUCUUCAGCAGCAGACGGAGACUUUAUGACCUACACAGCCUCCGUAGUUGAAGUCCUGAAGAACACAGACAAAGAGUUUGAGGCGGUGAGUUCAGGUACGGAGGUGGAGCUGGUAAAAAAGAUCACCUGCAGCCAUGUGGACGUUCACAGCCAGAAACAGUACCUGGUGACAGGAGCCAGAGGGUCAGAGGUCACACUCAGCCACGGCUUCAGGUAUCGUCUCCCUCUGGACUCGGACACUGUGGUGGAGCUAUGGCCGACAGAUUGUAGUUCUCCCGCCUGUUCGGACUACGUUUCCAAGCUGGAGGACUUUGCUCUGGACAUGCAGUUGUUCAGCUGUCCUGACUCAUCGUAACUAUAGAAAAUUAAGUCUUUUUGCAACCAGCGGAGUCGCCCUCUGCUGGUCAUUAUAAAGAAGACAAGUUUCAGGCACUUCUAUUUUUACUACAUGUUGUUGAUUCACAAAAAUGGUUUUAAAGUUUAUCUGAUCAUAAAACAUUUUCUUCUAUAAAAACAGUUUCUUUGUUUUGUGAAUAAAAAUAUAAAAAUCUCUUUGUAAAUGGAAACAAACAGAUUUUAAAACUUAAUUUUCUCAUGUUUUUAUUUCCUCAUGAGUUUCUUGUUUAAUUAAAUGUGUCUAAAAUGUGAUUAAACAUUAAACAACAGAUCAAA